This is a messenger RNA of Exophiala bonariae, 219 nucleotides long. RefSeq lists its product as uncharacterized. The transcript has a single exon. The coding region runs from base 1 to 219 and encodes 72 amino acids. The record is from RefSeq and is a predicted model, not a curated record. Lineage: Eukaryota; Fungi; Ascomycota; Eurotiomycetes; Chaetothyriales; Herpotrichiellaceae.
AUGGGCCCGCUGUCUCCUGCUGCCAGCGCUUGCGCAGUGAUUGGGGCUGCUGAUGUCGGUUUACAAGCCGGCACAGGGUCUAUCCGUUUUCUGAGUGAUAUCAAAGAUGCACCGGCGGAGGUAGAGAAGUUGCGCCUCGGCCUGCAAGAAACCACACCUAUUGUGGAAGCGUCAAAAGACUACCUAGAAACUCUCAACAAUGGCGCGCCGGACUCUUAG